Acanthochromis polyacanthus (spiny chromis) is the source of this 2968-nucleotide messenger RNA. Its product is annotated as sterile alpha motif domain-containing protein 9-like. NCBI's taxonomy places the organism in Eukaryota, Metazoa, Chordata, Actinopteri, Pomacentridae. Gene Ontology annotation, cellular component: cytoplasm. The transcript has a single exon. The record is from RefSeq and is a predicted model, not a curated record. The coding region runs from base 126 to 2201 and encodes 691 amino acids.
GUACCCGAGUCAACAGAUACUGUAUUCAUAGGAAAGAAUCUUUCAGAGAAGGAACAUAGAAUGUUUGAGGAAAACUUGUAGAAAUAGAGAAAACACACAAGAAUGCUGAAACAUUCUAUGGUUUCAUGAUCAUGAAGAAGAACUUUAAGUCAGAGUAUAUUCAAGGAGUAGUUCACAACACUCUGAAGAGCUUCAGCAUGAACCAGAAACCUGCACAGCUCCUGGCUGUCUUAGUUCUGCUGCAUGUUUACUGCAAGGGUGCUUCUCUCUCCAUUUCUCUCUGUGAGGACUUUCUUGGCCUUCAGCCAAAACCAUUUUGUGGAACCAUCAAAGUUGAAGAUGCAUUUGGGAAAUUUUCCGCUUUCAUUGUCAACUGCUCAGUUGAGGGUAAGGUAGUAUUCAAAGCUGUGAAAAUUAUCCAUUCAAGUAUUGCAAGCCACUGUUUGAAGGAGCUUACAACAACACACAAUGUGAAUAAAGCUGAUAUUGCUGACCUUCUUCUGACCACAAACAAGCUUUAUGAGUGCACACAAGGAAAAGACAGUCUCCUGCAAGAUGUUCACUACAUUUUGGUGAAGAGAUAUUAUUCAGCAGAAGAGGAGAGUAAGUUCUCUCCACUUAUUCAAGACAUUGCCCGUGAAACACCUGGACUGGAAGAAAUGGUGCUAAAGAAUGCGUCAAUAAGAUUUGAGAAAGAUGCCAUUGUCUCUCAGUUACUGGCCAGGUAUUAUUAUCUCACCAAGAAGGAUUUCUCAGAAGCAAAAUUUUGGGCCGAUAAAGCAAAAGACCUGUCCAAAGACAGCUCCUAUAUUGCAGACACAUUAGCCCAAGUUAUGAAGCAUGAGCUGAAGAAUGCCAUUGCAAACUACAAGGAUGAGCCUAGUCCUGAAAAACUGAACAUGUCUCUCAAGCUGGCUCAGUCAGCAAUAGAAGCAUUCAAGGAAGCACAGAGCCUAGCAAAAAAAGAGUCAGUUCAACGAUUGCAAAUCAAAACGGACAACAGUCCUUUCAAUACAGCUGGGUGCCUGGGAGAAAUCCAGGUUGGAGUACUGGUCAUUGACAUGCUGGCAAAGACCCCCAUAUUUGCCUCUGACAACGUCCGCCAUGAUAUAAUGAGCCAGGUUCUCUCUGGAGAUGUUGACCUUCAAAGUGUAGCAAGAAACGAUCCCCGGAACAACAAAAACAGAUCCUAUUAUGACAAGCUUAGACAGUUUGAGGAUGUACUUUACAACCUCAAAUACAGAAUGAGGGUGAACUUUGACUUCCUUGAAAACUUUUAUGUGAAUCUGGGCUCCAGAUUUGGAUUGAAAGACAUCCGUGAACAAGUAGCCCAAAAGGAGCUUCUCAGAUGUUUCAGUCUAUAUGCAAAGCUGUUCUGCCAGACAGAUUCUGCUGCUCUGUUGAGGAAUAAGUACAUGCAUGCUGGGCUGAAACUACACCAGUCCAAACAGUUCUUGGAGAAGGAAAAAGCUGAUACCUAUUCUGGGAUUCUGAAUUUUCUUUCAAAUGGCAUCUCAACUGAAAUGAUGGAGAAGAUUGCCAGACAGUAUCUUCUUCUUUGUGCACCUGACCAGAAGCCAAAUACAGCAGAGAGAAUCAACUACAUCUAUGCCAAUGUUGUGCUGAGCUGUAUCAAACUGGAAUCACAUCAACUUCAGCCACACCAGCAGUUAAUUAACCUCCUCUGCAAACUUCUGAAUGAGCAAAUUCCAUUAGAUGACAGAUUGUCACUGUUCUUCAUUGCAGUUGUGCUGCUUUGGCCACACCUGGACAGUCCAUAUUGUAGAAAUCUGAGAAGCUACAUCUCAGAGAUGAAAACCUUAUAUGACAGAGCGAUGAAGGAAAUGUACAAUGGCAAGAGUCCCGUUGUCCAUUUCCUCUUGGGGAAAAAGCAAGGCUAUGAACGGCUGGUACACAGUGGAGAGCUCAAAAAAUGCAUCGUGUCUGAGCAAGAGCAGUUUGCCUCCAUGUGGGGAAACGGCAAAAUAUGGAAGGAGAGGAAGGUUAAAGAGCUCCUUUGCAGGGUCACAGGUGAGGUGAAGGGUAACUCCAUACUGGCAGAUACUUGUUUCCCAAAACUAAAGCUUGAAGUCGCUCCAAUGUACCGAAGUCAGAUUAGUGGGCUUGCAGAGGGGUCAAAGGUAUCAUUCUUCAUUGGUUUCUCAAUGAAAGGCCCUCUAGCACUUGACAUUGAUGUAUAACUUUAAAGAAACCUCUACCAACAUGCUAUACUUUUGGCUAAUCAUGGCUCCAUCAGACAUAUUCAGCCUUGAGUUACUUGUAACUAAUUGAAAUGUUGUUUUCCAUAUUUUGUGGUUGUUGUCACUGCGCUUAACUUUGUUGAUACAAUUUUGUUUUGAGAAAGCAGGAAAAUAGGUCAGUAAAGCCUUUAAAUCAAGCCUGUUAAGCAUCUUUUCUAUUAACAUUUGUACUGGUGCUCAUUAGUCACUGUAAACAUGUUGAGAAUUUUUUACAAAAAAUAAAAUUGAAAAGUUGCCAUAAUGGAAGUGUCUGACAUUUGAAACUGAAUUUAACUGUCUUCUGGAUGCUCUGAAUAAAUGUAAUCUAUGGCAACUUUCAUAAUGGACCUGUAUGUAUUAAAAUAAUCUGCUCUGUACAUUUUAUAAUUCAUUUGCAUUUGAAUAAACAUGGUGAAGUUUUAUUGUUUCACAUUACACAACAAUGUAUUUGAUCCUGUAUGUUCCAUUGUUUGUGCAACUAAUUUGGUUUAUGUAACCUUCGAGUAAUGUUUUAUUUAGUUAGAAAAUUGUUCUCUUUUAUUUAGAGGUCAAUAGAUUUUUUUUUUUCAUUUUCUGAUUGUGUCUGAACUUUGAAAUGUGCAGCAUUCCAUAUUAUGUUACUAUUGGGCUUUUUUCAUAGAAUGUGGGGUUUUUUUGUAUGACAAGCAGCAAUGAACACUGAGUUUUGUAAUACUUUCACUUUCUAAUAAAGAUGUACUGUAGCGUUA